Messenger RNA from Pelobates fuscus (common spadefoot toad), 454 nucleotides. RefSeq names its product thymosin beta 10 (gene TMSB10). Bases 118 to 243 code for a protein of 41 amino acids. Gene Ontology annotation, biological process: actin filament organization; regulation of cell migration. Gene Ontology annotation, molecular function: actin monomer binding. The transcript is spliced from 3 exons. The record is from RefSeq and is a predicted model, not a curated record. Gene Ontology annotation, cellular component: cytoplasm. Lineage: Eukaryota; Metazoa; Chordata; Amphibia; Anura; Pelobatidae.
CAAUGGGCUGGGUGGGGUAUAUAAGGCAUGGACCGGCUGCUUUCCCAUUGUUCAUUUGUGCGGCAGGAGAUCGUGUAGUGUUUGGUGUGAGCAGCCACUGCCAGAUUAAGUCUAAAAAUGGCAGAUAAGCCAGAUCUGGGGGAAAUCGACAAGUUCGACAAAUCUAAGCUGAGGAAAACCGAAACAAAAGAGAAAAACACACUGCCUACGAAAGAGACAAUUGAACAAGAGAAGAAAAAUUAAAGAACUUUUGAAUUUUCUACUGAAUCCACCACACCCCAGCAAUGGCUUGAAGGGAAAAUGGUCUGACCUUUAUUGGCGAUCUAAGUGCACUGUGAAUGAAAAGGAGGACCUGUCAAGUGUUGGACCUUUUGGAAUGCCAAAAACUAAAGGGAUUUUGUGUUAUCUUGUCUUCCCUAUUGUCUGAUUGUUGAAUGGAAUAAAGAAAUUUUGU